GCAGGUGGCCCUCCCCAGCCCCGCCGCACCUGCAAUGACGAUCCAUGCUUUGCGGGAGUCAGCUGUACAGACACGCCCACCGGGUUCGAGUGCGGGGAGUGUCCCGCCGGUUUUCAAGGCAACGGAACACACUGCGGGGAUGUGGACGAGUGUCGUGUGGCCACACCUUGUUCCGUGCUGACCACGUGCCAGAACCUGUCCCCAGGGUUCCGCUGUAGGUCCUGUCCCAGGGGGUACACCGGGAACAAGGUAGAAGGGGUGGGCGUGGAGUUCGCCCUCAGGAACAGACAGGUAUGCCGGGAUCUCAACGAAUGUAACGAUGGCAACAACGGAGGCUGUGUGCCGAACUCUGUCUGCACAAACACUAUGGGUUCGUUCCGGUGCGGGCCGUGCCUGACGGGGUACGUGGGGAACCAGACGGUGGGGUGCCGCCCGGGCAGACGCUGCUCCGACGGAGGCACAAACCCGUGCGACGAGAACGCCAACUGCAAGGUCACCAGGCCCGGACAGUACAGCUGUGAGUGCAAAGUUGGCUGGGGUGGAAACGGUUUCCUGUGCGGUCCAGACACAGAUAUCGACGGUUAUCCAGAUGAAGCUCUGCCAUGCUCUGAUAAUAAGUGUCGCCCGGAUAACUGUGUUCUGGUGCCGAACUCCGGCCAGGAGGAUGCGGACGGAGACAGGAUCGGGGACGCCUGUGACGAUGACGCCGAUGGUGACGGCGUGCCUAACAUGGAGGAUAACUGUCCCUUGAAGCCGAACACUGGGCAGCAGAAUUCCGACACGGAUUCAGACGGAGACGCGUGUGACAACUGCCCCAACGUGCCCAACCCCAGCCAGCUGGAUACGGACAGGAACGGCGUGGGUGACGCUUGCGAUAACGACAUUGAUGGCGACAGUAUUCCCAACCUGUUGGACAACUGCCCGAAGAUCCCGAACCAGCGUCAGGUGGACCGGGACGGUGACGGUGUCGGGGACGAGUGUGACAGCUGUCCGGACAACAGUAACCCCACACAGAAUGACAGUGAUGACGACUUGGUAGGAGAUUCCUGCGAUACGAACGAAGACCAGGAUGGCGAUGGAUUCCAGGACAGCUCGGAUAACUGUCCUUCAGUUCCCAACAGUGAUCAGUUGGAUACAGAUGUCGACGGUAUAGGUGACAACUGUGAUGAUGAUGAUGACAACGAUGGCGUUCCAGACACCAGUGACAACUGCCGGCUGGUUGUGAACCCGACACAGCUGGACACCAACAGCAACUCGGUCGGCGAUGCCUGCGAGGACGAUUUCGAUAACGAUAACGUGGUGAACUGGAUUGACGUGUGUCCGGAAAAUGCGGCCAUUCAGAAGACAGACUUCCGCGCCUUCCAGACAGUUGUCCUUGAUCCGGAGGGAGAAGCUCAGAUAGACCCCAAUUGGGUGGUUCUGAAUGAGGGAAAGGAAAUUGUGCAGACUAUGAACAGCGAUCCAGGUCUGGCCGUUGGCUUUACAGGUUUCAACGGCGUGGACUUCAGUGGAACCUUCUACGUCAACACAGAGACCGAUGACGACUACGCAGGCUUCAUCUUCUCCUACCAGGACAGCGGCAGCUUCUAUGUCGUCAUGUGGAAACAGAAGGAGCAGACCUACUGGCAGGCCACGCCCUUCAGAGCCGUCGCGGAGCCAGGGCUUCAGCUUAAGGCUGUGAAGUCGAACACUGGUCCAGGAGAGAUGUUGAGAAAUGCGCUGUGGAACACAGGAGACACAGAGUCUCAGGUAAAACUUCUGUGGAAGGACCCCAGGAAUGUCGGAUGGAAGGACAAGGCCUCCUACCGCUGGAAACUGGAGCACAGGCCGAGUGUUGGGUACAUCAGGGUCCGCCUGUACGAGGGACAGAAUUUGGUGGCCGACUCGGGAACGAUCAUCGAUACCACCAUGAGGGGAGGUCGACUGGGCGUCUUCUGCUUUUCACAGGAACAGAUCAUUUGGUCUGACCUCACCUACACGUGUAACGAUACACUUCCUGAUGCGUUCACGACUGGCCAGAGUUACGGCCAGAGAUACUACUAACCAGGAUCAUCUCAUAAACACAACACCAUCCAACCAACGUCUUCCACUGUUCUGUUUAUGAAGGACAUUCCAGUUUAACACGAAGACAGCUAGUUGAUGUCACCUAUAGUUCGAUUAAUCCUACCGCGUGUCUGAUGUAUUAUGACAGUGAGAUUCAGCAGCAGUAAAUAUCUGCCUUUAAUAUUGAUUUUGACGUGACAGGCAGCUCAUAUUGGGUUAUGGUUCAUCCAAGAAAACAAACUAACCAUCACUUAGGAUACGUCCUAUUUAUGGCAAUAGCCUUUUUUAGAUGUAAGAAUUUGAUGUAUGAUGAUGAUGAUGGUAUCCGUUACUAUGGAUAUAUGGGAUUCAUUGAUAAAACUCAUUUUAUACUUUUUUUUAUUAAAUCAAUAUGUUAGAAAACGAUAAGUGCAUUUGUAUGAAUCAUGCUUUGAAUAUAUCUUUAAUUCUAGUAAUGAGACAAUAACAGUGACACAGGCAUAAUAGUCAGUACUAUAUUUGUUGAGGUGGCAUAUCAUGAUUUAGUGUUGAUGUGAUUCCUUCAAUAUCUGUGCUUUGUUGCUUGUUCCUUUUUGUAUCGGUGACUCAAAUAACUUGUAAUAAUCAUACUUCCAUUGAGAGACCAUCUAUAACAUUACGCCUCUAACGACUUUCUAACAUCCAACACAUUGCUAUACAAGGCCUAUGGCCACAACAUUUGAAGUGUAUAGUAUGUGAUGUGUGCAUAGACGAUAUGUAAUAAAUGAAAGUGCUGAAAUUUAUAUGGUCUGUGUAUUCAGUUUCAAUGGUUUGGGACUUUGGGGUAUUGUGUCGUAAUAUUGCUUUGUUAUCAUUGGUCUUUGUAAUAGUGCUCUUGCACAAAAGGAUUUGCAUGUAGAUGAUUGAUACUUCAAUGUGACCGCAUAUUAAAUUAUGCCAGGUAUUAUAUUUUAUGUAGUAGCUUUGUCUCACAGUCUGUCACUACUACAUCAUAACGUUUCUAGAGAGAUGACAACAUUACUUUUAUGUAUUUCAAUAAGCAUACCCCGCUGAAAAGAAAGGCUAGUUUCAAAGAGAAUAUUUUUAAAAGGACCUCCAAUGCAAGUUCAGGGCCGCAAAACUGAAUUUUCAAA
Branchiostoma belcheri (Belcher's lancelet) is the source of this 3155-nucleotide messenger RNA. RefSeq names its product thrombospondin-3-like. The record is from RefSeq and is a predicted model, not a curated record. Gene Ontology annotation, cellular component: extracellular region. Gene Ontology annotation, molecular function: calcium ion binding. NCBI's taxonomy places the organism in Eukaryota, Metazoa, Chordata, Leptocardii, Amphioxiformes, Branchiostomatidae. Gene Ontology annotation, biological process: cell adhesion.